CCGAAACCAAUUUUAAAUCGUGCACCGGGUAUUUAUUAUUUCUGUUCGUAUUAUUUUUUCCAGUAACAAUCCACCGACCGUCGCAAUCGGAACCCGUUUACACGAUUGUUCGUUCGUUUCACUCGCACUUUUAUUAUUAUCACCAACCGCGUUGCUCUUGUUCGGUACGAUCGGCGACCGUUCGCAACGAAAACUAUUCGUCGAUCAUUCAGCAUGGAUCUGUGUUCGAUUAAAGAAACCGAUACGCGUAAUAGUCGACGCGCGAUCGGACGGAAUAUUGUCCAAGUACGUAAAAUAUAAAAUUUUCGCUAUUUUUUUUUUUUCUCAUUCAAUAUUAUAUAUUAUAAUCGAGAAAGCAGAAAAACGUAAACAUCGCAUUAUUCCGGUUGGCGCGUUCGGUUUAGUUUUUAAUCCGCGGGGCUUUCGGAAACGUUAAUUUUUGACGACUGGAAACGCCGAUGUACUGCCCGAUUUCGAUUUAAGGGCAAGGUUUACGGCAGUUUUUACAGUCGAAUAUUGCGUUCUGGACGAAUAAUCUUGAGUAAAAUUCGCCCCAUUUACCGGUCACCGAAUUUUAGUUUUGAAAAUACAUUUUAAUUUAUCGAUUUCAUUUUGUUGGUAACAACAUUUAUUAGUUUUUUUUUUCAUAUAGUUCAUUUAGUUAAUUUACGUACAUCGCUGUGUGUGUAUCUACCUAUUAUUUUUUUUCUUAAAUGUAAUCCGUAUUUUGAGUAUCACGAAAAAAGAUGUGUGAAAAUUUGUCCUACCGAACACAGAAAAUAACUUAUACGAAGUGAAACCAUUUUUCAAAACAGAAGUUAUUGGACUGCUGGGAGCGUGUUUAUUUUACUCCAGCUUAUUGGUCUAAAUGCGUGUACAAAACCCUGUGGCUUUUAUCCGCCUCAAUACAGUGGCGGUUUACGGUUAAGUCGCGUAUUAGGUCCGUGUUGCCAAACACAGACAUAAAAGACACGAAAACCGUAAGUGGGGUUAUAGGUAUACGAACAGAAUGGACAAUGAUAAUUAAUUUACAUUACGUCAGUACUUGUUAUAGACAAAUUAGUGAUUACUUAUAUAAAUUAUAUCUGCUUACUCUAUAAUUUAUGAAUUACCGCGAAACAUUCGGAACCGGUUAUUUUUUUAAUAUUUUUUUUUCAUCCAUUUACGUUGGGUAUAGGCAGGUAUUGUGUGCAGAGGGUACCUAGCUGUACUGUUUGGAAUUCUCAGUCAUUAUUUUAACGCGGGCCAGAUAAUAAACGUAUUAAAUCGCCUGUUAUGAAAACUCGCGUCCGGUAUCAGUUUAUGUCUAUCUAAUUUAUCACUUUACCAAACUUUCAAUGCGCGUGUCGGAACAAAUAAUUAAAACUAAUUUGUGAUUUUUUCCUUUUGUAAAACGUGCAUCUACGCGCCUAUCUGUACAUAUGGCCAAGAACAUUUCCCUCGCCGUAUUAUACUAUUUACUUAGGCAUUUGUUAACACCAAGAGUAGCUUAUUCGCCAGUAUGAGAAAUAAUAAUUAUGCGCACACCUAUACAGUGCCCCCGUGAUUUUAAAUCUCCCUACGUAACAGGUAUUGUUUCAUUGUAUACAAUUUUAUUUGGAGAACAAUUUGCUAUACAGCUCACAGCGUAAAAACGCUUGGGAGAAGAGUGUAUACAUUUUUUUUAAUUUCGCGUUUUUUCGCACGCUCUUUAAGGCUCUACGUAAUUAAUAAUUUAUUGUUGCGGGUGUAUUUUUUAUAAUAUGCGAAUUAAUUGCAUAAACGAAGAAAUCGUGCGUUCGUCAAAAACGACUUGCAGUCAUAAUAUCCGGUGAGCGCAAGAGGAGGAAGGUUCCUCACUGCUGUCGGUUAUAACAUGAAGAAAAUAGGGUGCAAGGCUAGUCGGUGCCCAAUGAAUAUAACUAUGAGUAUUUAUUCAAUAACUAGCUAUUAUCCGCGACUUCGUUCACGUAGACUUUUCUAGACUUAUAGUACCUCCUGUAUGUGGUGUUUGAAAGAUAAAUAACUAAAAUGCAGUCUUAGAUAGUGACAGAUAGUUUAAACUAUUCUCGUUUAAUAAAAUAUAAAUACGAUAUGAUUUUCCUGAGGUUUUCACUGAAUAAACAGCGAAAUACGUGGCAAAUUGUCAAACAUUCUGGCGAUUUUUCAAUUAUAUUUCAUAACCAUUUGGAGUUCACUAGUUUUGGAGUCUACUAUAAUAUACAAUACGUUUUUCUUUUUUUGGUCAGUCAACAACUUUUCUAUCAGUAAUUUAGUCCCAAUCAGAAAACAAUAACAGAGCUUUUUUCUAGUAUUUCGGAUCUAGUUGGUGCCACUAGGAAGUCAUUUUAGUUUCUGAGCAGAACGAAGAAUAUAUUGGGUUUACAUUAAUAUUUAUUGUAAUUUUUUUUUUAAUCUACGAACAACUUUUCUACUAGUAAUUUUGCUCCGGUUUAUAAUGAUAACACUUAUUCUGAUAGAAAUGUUGACUGGGGCGGUACUUAAGACAGGUAAUUUUUUCAUUUUCCCAGCUGUUUUCAUAAUAAACGGGAAAAAACUAUGAAAAAAUGCAGGAAAAUAGGUACAAUAUUAAACAGAUAUCAUUAAAGAAAAUAUAUAAUGCAUGUGUAAUUAUUUUACUAUAAUAUGGCAUAUACUCAUAUAUUGUUGACAAAGCAAUGCUAUUAUCCGACGUCCACUCAGAAUCGUUUUUUCGUUGGCAAUGGCUAAUCGUUGCGUACAGAUAUACAUUCAAUUUUUCCUCCACCUUCUCAACUUCUCAUCUACAACAGCGGCCCACCCAUCGUGCAAAGUAUGUCCGUCUCUUUUUUGAUUUGCCUUGUCAAUUUCUUAACAAUUGAGAACAAUUGGGGAUAGAACGUAACAAAAACGAAAAAAUUACGGUAAAUUACGGUUUCAUUAUUUCGAAUUUAUAUUUAUUUUUGUUGUAAUAACCGUAGAGACUUGACAAUUUCAGAGAACACGUAUAUUAAAAUUUUAAAUAGACGUGGUAAAAUGUUAAAACAAUUUGGCGAUUUUCGAGUUAUUUAUAGGCAUUGAAUGUUUUUGAAUUGUUUUAUAUUAUACGCGUCUAAUUUCGCUUUUAUUACAAUUAUUCCUAUUGUUGUGGCGUGUCAAUAUAAUAUACUCGUAUGGUGAUUAUCUUGCUGUCCGAAGUAGGUACCUGUAUGUAUAUAUAUUGUAGUAAUAAUAUUGUAAUAACGACUUGUAUGCACCGCUAUGAAAUAAUCGGCCGUGAGAUAAUCACUUGUAUUUAAUCGCACCGUGCCGUGAAAUCAAUGUCUGUCCAUAAAUUUAUUUUUUUUUUUUUUAUCGGGAAAAGUGCAGUAUUCGAAUCGUUUAUCAGACAUACGCGUAUACCUAAGUACGUGUUAUUUUAGAUAACGGGCUAUACGCGAGGUUACCACUUACCAACAUAACAAUUAACAUUAAGACCUGUUGACUGUUUACGGGUCUAUACAUUAUAUAGAUACUAUACGUAUUAAAUAUUUGCCUAUAAUAUGAACUAUGGUGAGUACCUAUAGGGCUAUAAAUAGAUAACUGGUCAUAGUAAACGAAUCGGUCGGUAAAUAAUGUAUAAAUGUUAGUGUAUUUAAUAGGUAUUAGGUACACGCUGUUCCGCCCGACUUUGCCCGUGCAACUAAAAAGUUUCUAAAUAAAGUUAAUAGAUAAAUUGUCAUUAAAACCGUUUGCCAUAGACACCCGCACAACACAGGGAUUGGCACUACAAAAAUCAAUAAUAAUUUUUUUUUCCGUCCGUGUUACCAAGCACCAAGGCAACCCACAUAAAUCAACAACAAUAAUCAUAUUUUUAUGCUAAAAAUAGCUAAAAACAGAAUUUUAGGGAAUGGUAUUCAAUACGGGGUACUUAUUCAAUAAAUAAUUUAUAAUAUAUUAUAAACCUUGUUCGGACAACGUGGAACAACUUCCUAAAGUUUCAUGUCGAUCGGAUUAAUGGUGUGGUAAUGCAUAAAGGACAAACACACAUAUUAUGUUCGUUCUUAUAUAGUAUAGAUGAAAGAUUAUAGGUACUCAACAAAAUAUUAUAUUAACGAUUAUUUGUCGUUCACGUACCUAAUACAUUUGUAAACCGUAGGUAUGAGAAAAUAUGCGCGUAGAAUUUUUUUUUCAAGUACUCAUUCAUUAAUGUACAUUUAAAUUUUAAAACAUAAAAACAUAAUAUAAGAUACGAGUAUUUAAGAACAAAUUCUUGUCGGGUACUGUGACUAUGGUUCGGAUUGUUAGUUAAGCUGUUUUUAAUUAUUUUAACAAUAAUAUAAAAUGCAAAUUGUUAAAUCACAAAAAAAAAAAAACCUAUAUAAAUUAUAACUCACUAUACAAAACUACCUACUACGAAAUAUUAUUAUUGAUUAAUUAUGAUAUUUUUUAUAUUUGUUCCGGGUUCGUACCGAGCGUAACCAGUUUUUAACUCUGUAUUUAACCACAUCUUCUGAUCCUGUAGGAUAGUUCAAUCUUAAAAGGUUAAAACAAUAUGCACAGUGCAUUUGAUAACUUUAAUUUAAGUAAGUUACACUUUCUAGUUAAAAAUAGUCUCGCCAAUUACAAUACUAAACAUUAUAAAAUCAUUGAAAGCGUGGUUUCAGAGUUUCGUCCUUAAUCCGCCGAUUUUUAGAUUCUGAGCGUGGCUCGUGAUUAUUGGUUUUACACUAUUAUGGUGAUUUUUCGGUUUGUCCGUCCGUGAACAAAUUUUCAUCCAGAAGUCUCCGACCAAAAGCUUCUUAUAGAAGCUUUCAUGUAGGUAGUGAUUUGGGCCUAGUCGGUACUUCAGAAACAUUUUUUUGAAAAUCCAUUCGAAUUUUCUCCACAAUAAUGGGGAAAAAUGGGAAUAUUUAAUAUAUAAAAGAAUUACAACAAGGUUACGAGUAGAGGAUUCAAUAAUAGAAAAAUGAGAGACAAUGAACUGAUUAAUAGUUUGAGCAUGCCAUGUGGAGAGAAUAAUCAAAAGUAGUAACAAUGUCAAUGCAAAUUAACGUAGGAGGAAAAAGAGGAAGAGAAAGACCGAAGAGGGGUGGUUGUAUGCGAUUGAGAAUGACACGAGGACACUCAAGGACAGUCAGUGUAUGCGAGGUGGGAGAUUGAGUCACGUGGAAGUUCUAGGACUAGGAUGGUCGAUCCCAAAUAGCUGGAAUAAAGCCAAAGAAGAAGAAGAGUAGGUGCCUCAUACCCCAAGAGUAGGUACACGUACCCAUAUGCGUACCUUCUUGUUAGGUUUUAUUUGUAAAAAACAUAAAUAGGACGUAAUUUUAACAUUAUUAUUAAACAACAUGGUAGUCAAACAUUUUUACAAUAGGUAUAUAUUAUAUACCUAUUUAGAAAUACAUACAUUUGUUGAACGUUUAAUUCGUGUAAUAAUUAUUCAUUUUUGUUUUUAACAAACACAUUGCAUGAAAUAAAAUGUAAAGCAUGUAUGUUACUAUAUUAUAACUUAAAAUUAACAUUUUGAAGAUAUUUUUGACAUAAAAAUAAACAAUAACAAUAUCAAUUUUUUUUUUUUUAUCGAUAAUCGCUUUUUUUGACGAAAUUCGUGUUUAAAAAUGACAACAAAUUAAAUUUUGUAAUCUUCAAAAAAUAGCUAUACUCUAUAUAGUUACGAAUUCAGAAAUCCUGUAACAAUAUCAAUUUUAAUACGAAUUAUGAAGUUAUUUUUUUUUUCCUUUUGUCGAGUAAAAAAAAAAAUUUAAUUUAUUUAAGUAUUUCUAAACAUAAGUAUACUAUAUACAUACUAAAAUAAAAAUUUUUCAAAAUUAUAUUCGAAAUUAUAAUUUUUCGUUUAAAAUAGUUACAUGCUUGAAAACCGGGGGGAGCUUUACACGCUCGUAGAGUGUGCUUUCCUAACUCGUUUUUUUCUCGCUUUUUCAAAUUUUUUUUUAAUCGCUUUAUGGGAUCGUUGAGUUUUUUGAGGGUUUAUGACGAUGUUUUUAAACGGUUUUUUUUCACUUUAAGUUCUAUAAGUGCCCCGAACCCCACGAAGAGUAUCGGUGAAAAUAUACAGGAUAAUAACAUAAAAUCGGCCUUUCGAUAACCGCACGAUUUAAAACAAGAAAUCGUCUACAUGCCACUCUUACGAAGUGGUCGGAAUCCAGCAAUAAACACUUUUAUAAAAUACUAUACUAGAGCUAAUAUAUUCAAUGUGGAAUAAUUCGGAAACUCUCCGUUCUAUCCGUUCUACCGAUUAGGUACAAUAAAUGCACUCGUAUGAAAACGUCGAAACGCGUGGUAGGUUCCCGUUCGCUGAAAACCAAAGCGGCGGUAUCGCCUGCACGGGAUACCGCCGCACGAACAUCGCGAGAAAUCUGAAAUACUACGGGAAAACGGCUACAGCGUUCGCAUUUGCGCCCCAGAGUAGCCUAUUUGCGCCCCAAGGGAUGUGGACAGAUACACCCGAAAGAUAAGGUACUAUACCCGCCAAUGUAUAGCCCAUAUGCGCCGAAUUUGCAUACAACGUUGCUUCCGUGAUUAUUAUUUUAAUCACAUACGCGCUACAGUUUUUUUUUUUUUAAACUCGACGCCCACUUAUAUCUUCCGAAACCAAAUUUCCGCCGAAGUGGAAUUUAAAGUUAACGAAAAAUCAAACGUUAACGGUUCUUAGUAGUACGUGCUAUUUUAAAAUCUAUUUUUAUACGCGCGAAACUCGUGUUUUGUAAUUUGUGUAACGUAGUUGCACAACGCGUUCACAGGAAGAACUGUCAUGAAGUGCAAUAUUGUUAAGAUAAAAUUGGUUAAUAUCCAUAAGGGUGUAACGUAAAACCUAAAAAAUAGCGCGACAAAACGUUAGUCCGCAAUUAUAGUAACGUUGCGUCGUAUUCCGGCGCACAGGUCGGCAAUGUUGCGCGGUUUUUACGCGUUUUCAUUAAACAAUAUUUCAGCCGCAAAUGGGCCAUGGGUGCGCGAGCGGGCUGUUCCGGCGAAAACGCCGCCUUUACGGUACGUUCGAAAAUUCCGGAAAUCUGUGUCCGCAGUGUAAUAAUCUAACCGUAGAAACGGGACAAGCGCGGUUAGAGAUAGAGAGAAAAAAAAAAAAACAAAAAUCGCCCUGUAUGUGCACAUUACGAUAUUAUAAUAUGCACCACCGCGACUGUUAUACAUAAUAAUAUUAUCUCUGCGGUGCGGUCACGUGACACCGGUGAAUGUUAACGCGCGGCGGCGGUACCAAAGCGAACCGCGCGAGAGCGGAGUGUAUUAUUGGAAGGCCGGCCGCGGGUAUAAUUUUUAUUAUGGAUUGACCUCGGCAUUGAAGUCUCUUCGGGCCGAGACGGCGACCGUUCAACACAGUUAUCGUACCGUACGACUUCCUGACUGAUGGAAAAAUAGCCGCCGCUCGCCGUUUAGAUAGGUACCGAACGACCGGCGGUGCUGUGCCACAAACACACACACACACACACACACGCGUCUUGUAUACCCACACGCGACAAGCGGAGCUCUCGUGUUUUUGAAAAAAAAAAAGAAAAAAAGAAAAAGAUAAAACAACCAACAAUAAGCGCGCGAGAAACACAAUUAUAUAUACUGUUUUAAUACGGUUUUUUUCAACUCGGACAAUACGCUGCAAAAUAUUUCGCAACGUGCACGCCGCGGCGGUUUCUCACGGUAUCGUACGGACGGUAAUUAUUCAUUUUUUUUUUUUAUAGCCCUUUAUCGUUACGUAUAUAAUAUUAUACGUUUUCGGUUUAUUAUAAUAUUAUUGUUUAUCACUGAAAUUAAUAAUUACUAUGCGCAUAUACCUACUACACGCCGUCAUAAUAUUAUUAUUAAGUAUACUUACCUACCUACUUGUAAUUAUUUAGUAUGUGUCCGAAAACAGCGCGACCGCUGUUGUUAUAAGUCUCUCCUUCAGCCCACAUUAUCGUUCUUGUCCGCCGACGUCACUUCAGCGGCGCGUCUUCAGCGGUACACACUAAUACUCGAACCCGUCCAUGUUAUUUGGUGAGUGGACGGAGUGAAUUUUUUUUUUCUUUUAGAUUUCUAAACACGACUUCGGAACACUCUAUGUCCAAGUUGUGUCCGUGCGUAUAGUUGUUAGAGUACAUAUUAUUACAAUUUUAAUUGAAAUAUCAAUAUUAAAUAUAAAUCCAUACUAUCCAAUAUUGAAAAAUUGAUACCGAAAUAUUAGAAUACUAGGUGAGUUGAGAAAUUUAUUAAUGUCCGGUCGACUAUUUCCGAACUAGGAUGUGAAUAGUUUAUUUAGUUUAUCUAUUUAGAUUUCUACACAUAAGUAAAACAAAUAUACGACGAGGUUACGAAAUCUGUCGAAAAUUUUAAAUUGAUAUUAUAGUUUGUUGUUUGCAAUACGUUUGUAGAAACCAGGAACUUAGCAAACUCGUAGAGUAGGAUUUCUCAACUUGUUUCAACAAUUAUUGUCACCUGCGUUGUAAUAUUUUAUUCGUUUUCGUUUGUUUCUCAAGAACGCAUUAAAAAUGGAAUCUUCGUCGUGCCGUUACGAUUUGUCCGCGAUCAAAAAAUCACUGGAAUUAGCAGAGACGCUGGCCAGCGUCAGUCUAAUGACGCCACCAGCUGCCCGAAGACGUUUACAGGCCAGAAGCGUGGAACUGGGAUACACGGUCAUACCGGGCCAACCCUACGAACCUCCCAGGGAAUUGCUUCUGUACUUGGUUCGGUAAGUUUAGAAAUUGAUUAUUUUUUUUUGUUAUAAUAUAUCCACGCCCGGCAGUAUAAUAUUCGAGUCGACCAUACCCAAUUAUUAGGUUAAGGUACCGGGCGUUUCGCGGGAAUUUGACGAAUGUAAUAACUUUUGCUUGCGCAAUGAUUCUUCAACUAUUAUUAUAUAUACAUUAUAUACAUUAUAUUACAUAUAUUAUUCAGCUAUAUGUUCUUUGAAAUUAAAAACAAUAAAUUCAAAUGUUUAGAAAACAUUUUUUUCCAAUAAUCAUUGUAUACAUAUAUAUUUUAAAACAAAAAUGUUUACCAAUGAUGAAUCGUUAAUUGUCUACAAUUUUUUAAACUUUACAAUAAUUUUUUAUCGUGGAUAAAUUAGUGAAUCGAUUGAUUAUAUUAUUUAGUAUUGGCAAUGAAAACAAUUUACUUAAAUUGUCGUAAACUUCAAAAAAUAGUUGAAAAUUAACGACGCAUCAUUAAUAAACAUUUGUAGUACCAUUUUUUUAUUUUUAAAUCUAUAAUAAUAAAGUGGUCAUUUUAGAAUUUGUAAAAAAAUUGUAUUUUUAGUUUUAAAAAAUAAAUAUAGCCCAAGAAUUUAGUAAUUAUUAUAAAAAAAAGACAAAUUUAAUAUACUUAAAUAAUAUAUAAUUUAAUAACAAUAAUAAUUAAUAAUAUAUAUUAUAACAUAUAAUUUAAUAUUGCAUUUAAUUAUUUAGUCGAUAAUAGAACAAAAGUUAUUGCAUUUGUCAGAUCUCCGUGGGAAACUCUACAUAAGCUUUAGGUAUGAACUGUCAAGGCGAUGCUUAAAAUAAUAUUAAUUUUCAUUAUUAAAAAUAUUAUUAUUUAUUAUAUUAGCUUAAAAACAACAGUUUAAACAAGACGUGACUCUUAAUAUAUUAAGAGGUCGACAGAAACAAUUAUUAUUUUUGAUUAUUUACAUUAAACUAAUUUGUUGUUAUUCAUUUGAUUGAUCGAAGUGUCCGCAGUGACACCAUCUCAUAUAUAUUAUUGACACACUCGUACCUCACCCAUACUUCUCAUACAUAAUUUAAACAAUUUUUUUUUUUGUAUCUGUUAGCUAAUUUUCUACCAAAAAUCUUAUUCCGAUCAUCAAGUGUAGAAUAUUUUCUUAAAGAAAACUUUAUUUAAUUGGUACAUAGGGGUAAUUAUUUUUGAAUUGAGGAAAACCUAAAAAAAUGGAAAAAAUUAUGCAAUAAAUGGUUUCAUUAUAUUUUAGAUUUAGUUUUUUUUGUUUUAAUUCCGUUCAAAAUUUCUCGAAAUACUUAUACUAGUCAAUUUUAAAGGUAAUAAAACUAUCUAAACAUUCUGAAAAUUUUUAAACAAUUUAUGUAGGUAUUUGAAAUUUUUGUUCUGACCGAACAAAAAUAUUAAAAAAUUUAAUAUUUUAUUUUAAGUAUAAUUACUACGACAUCACGAAAAAAAAAUUAUGGGCUAUGUUGUAUUAUUUUUUAAUAAGAGCUUAAUUUCAAAUUUUAAUGGGAACCGUAAAAACUAUUGCAUCACGCGUAUCUACUCGUAUUUUUAAAUGUAUGUAAAUAUAAUUAUUUUGGUUAAAAAAAAAAAAUUAAAGUUUCUUAAAUGUAUCUUAAAAAAAAAACAGGGUAUUUCAAAACGUUUUUUUUCGUUACGCGUUUUGAUAUAUUCUGUAAUUAUUAUACCCGCAGUGAUAUUCUUUUUGAAAUGAUUACAUAUAGGUAUUAUACUUAUACUUUAAUCGAGUAAAGUAAUAAAAUAUUGAUAAGAUAUUUUGUAAUAUUUCGUUAUUGAUUUAUUAAUAAACAGAGUUAAGAGUUUUAAACUAUAACAGAUUUGUUUUUUCAUUUAUUCUAUAAAACUGUAGUUAAUUUUUCAAAAAAUAAGGUUCAUAAAAUGUCGAGAAUACGGCAUUUUUAGCCUAUAUAUUUCAAUUUUUUUUUUAAAUUUUUAAGAAUUUAUUUUAUUAUAAUAAAUAACUUGUUUACGAAUUUCGAGGGCGCAAUAACUAAGCAAAUUCAAAUUAACAGACAUAUAUGCACGUAAUUUUAAAUUGAAUUUCAACUUAUUUCGACAUUUUUUAAUUUAAUUGUUACCUAUUAAUUGUAUGUAAUUUAAUAUUCAUAAUAAUUAUCCAAUAUAAAGUACAUAAAACCAGGUACUGUUUUUUUACUUGUACCUAGAACUAGUUAUUAAACACUAAAAUAAAAAAAAUUUAAUUACACAUUAAAUUAUGAUUUAUGGGCAUUUUGCAUACAUUUAGCAUAUUUCAAAGUGAGUAUAGAUUUUAACGUUUAACGGUUUUAUUAAAAAUAAUAAAAUUUGAAUUCAAGCCAUUUAUAUUAAUUUGGUACAUUUUAUUUUUAAAGUAAGUAGGUUUUUGGUACUAUAUUUUUUCCCUUUUAAAAUUCAUUAGGUACCCAAUAUAUUUUUGAUAUUUAAAAUUAAUUUUAUUCUCACUAAAUUUACCACUCUAAAAUUCGUUUUAUAUAUAACUUUCAAUUGUUUAAAUACAAUUAAAAUAAACAAUUAUGUGUUUACAAUUAUGAAGUAGCUAAAAUAUGAAUACAUACCUAACGAAAAUUGUCUUUUUAUUGUCCUAUUUAAUUGAAUACCUAUGAAACCUUAUUGAAAAAAAUGUAAUAUUUUUUAAUAAUUGAAAAAAAAUGCAAUAUUUUUAAUUUACUUGAGUAUCUAAUGUUUUAAUUGAGUUUGAAUUCAUAAUAAUUUAAAUUUUUAAUUUGCUGAAUCGAUUUUAAAAUGUCUUAGCUAUAUUAUCAUUUAUAAGUUAUUAAAAUAUUAUGUAAAUUAAUAUAAUUCUCGAAUAGAAAUUUCUUUAAAAAUAAUAAUUAGCACCAAUUCUAGGUAAAUAAAAAUAAUAAUAAAAAAAUAAUACUUAUUUAGUGUACUGCAUACUUAACUUACAGUACAUAAAUUAUUGAGGAUAGACCUCGUUAUUGAAUUUGUAGCAAUCAAAUUCAGUUUUCUGAUUAAGAUUGUCUUUUAAACAGUUCAUUUAGUAGUUGUAGUAAUAGUAAUUCUAUUGAAUUCCAACUUAAUAGACAAUAAAACAAUUAAUUUAAUUGAAACCUUACACAUGACCGCAACACGUCUUUGACCCUUAUGAUAAAAUUGUAUAGAUUUUAUGUUGACACAAAUCAUCAGUGGUAAAACAAGCGCAGAACCACUUCUUUCAUAGUUUCAAUUCACAAUAAAUUGUACACAUUUUAUUAGUGGAAUACUGUUGGUGCAAUAUUAGUGCGCAUUUAUCAAUGGAUAUAAUUCUGUAAGUUUUAAAUAAUAAUUAUUCUAUUAAAUUGAUAAGUAUUUGGUUUUCGUUCAAGAUAAACGGCCAUGGUAGUCAUACGUGCCAAUAAUUAUAUUAAAUUAAUUUGAUAUCACAAAACGAGUUGGUAUUAAGAAAAAAGUUAAAUGUCUAUGAUAUUAACCUAUUUUAUUAGAUAUUCCAUACGUGGUAUAAUCUUGCUAGGAUCACUUUACAGUUAGUAUUCAUUUUUAAAGUAGAUAAGUACUUAAAUAUCUACAUUGCAUAAAUUAUGUAUUCGAGUGUAGAAAUAAUGGCACAUAGUUUAUUAUUUUUCAAGUUACUUAUUACACUACUAAAACGUUUCAUUCGAAAAUCCAUACCUAUUCAAUUUCAUUACCUACAUAAAUAAAAUGUCAAAUUUAAUAUAUCCAUAAAUAAAUCUAUUUGAAUAUAGUUGUUCAAUAUUAUAAUUAUAUUACUCGUACAUUCUGAAUAUAUAAUUUAUGAUUUUACUCUUUAUUCGUGUAUAAAAAGCUUAAAUGUUGUUAUACAUUUUUAUGAAACUAAAUUAGCAGACCUUGAUAUAUAAAAAAAAGUAGGAAAGUUAAAGACAUAAAACGUUUUGCCUUGAUGAAAAUAUACACCGAGUCGUUAGAAUUAGUCUGUUAUAAUUUUAGCGUUAUUGCCAAAAAAAAAAAUAAAUCAAUAUUUGUAAAUUUCAUAAACUGCAAGAUUUAUCUGCUUUCGUCAUGAGUCAUGACAGACAUUAUUUUUAAAGACAAUUUGACAUUGAAAACAUAAUAGAAAACAAACUAAAUCCACCAUUUUGAAUUGCCUAUAUAUGAACAGAUAUUACCAGUCAUAAUAAUUAUAGGUGGUUACUAGUUAGUGGUUAUAAUAUUUAUGUUGCAUUGGUGUUACAUUUCAACGUUUGGCCGACGAGUAUAUUAUAGUAAUAAUAAUAGUUUUUGAAUGUUUAUUAUUGUAUUAUAACCAGAUAAUACAUAAUCUAUACCUAUGAUGUUAUAGUUUCUUCAAAUGUAAUAUUUUAUUUAAAUAUAAAUUGCUCAUUUACACCUAGUCACCAAAAUUAAAACUACAAUGGGCAAUACAUAAAAAGUCAUUAAUGUCUUUUAAAAACAAUUUCCAUUUUAGAAACAUCAAUUGUAUUUAAAUUACAGCUCAAUGCAAUAUUGCAAAUCAAUGCGAAAGGUAUACAUAGCUUUGAAACGGGGAUCGGGGAUGACACAUCAUUAAAAUAUUUGAGUGUCUCGUCCUGGUUCUGGCAAUAAUCAUUGAGGCCUAAAUCGAGACACUGCUUGUUGUGACUCAUAUGUUCCGAAUUAAUCUAAAAUAGAGUUGAUGAAAUAUCUAAUACGGAGUUUUAAAGUGGACGGUUCUUGAAGGUUUAAAAGUUAAAACGUCAUAAAAUAACAAAAACAAACAAAAAUAUCACAUUAUCAUUUUGUUUGAAUAGAUCUAGCAUUUGUGUGACAUAAUAUUUACAAAAAAAAAAAAAAAAACUACAAACAAUUUUCUAAGAUUUGAGUUAUAUGUUUUUAAUAGUUGACGGGUAUUUGGUGUGCACUUGCUAUAAUUUUAACAAUAUCGAAGGUCUGAAUCUUUUGAUUUGCCUAUACUAUUGUAUAUUAUCAUUAUUAUAAGUCAUAGUAUUAGGGAACGUGUCAGUAUUCUUGGAAUUAUUCCAGUUUCUACCAAGUCAAUGUAAUUUACGUUAUUAAACUACCGGUAAUAAUAGUAAAUAAAUACUUUUUACACCCCGAAAAAUAACCCGCUGAUAAAUUCGUGUUUCAUUUGUAUUAUGUUAUUAAUUAUUAUUAACUAUUUUCGUUGGUUUCCAUAAUAUAUGUCAAAUAAAGAAUGCCGUAGAAGCAUAUCAUUAUGUUGUACAAUAGUUGUGUCCGUCGGGAUUUUCAUUGUCAUGGUUCCCCCUACACUAUUAUUAAUUUUAUAAAAAUAGAUAUUAUUUUAUAUUUAUUUUAACGUAGAAGUGUCAUUGUCUUUCAAUACUUGUAUAUUGUUUUGUCGAUGGUAAAUUAAUUAAGUUUUAUGUAGAAUGUAGGUACUUUUAUAUUCACUUAUACCAGUAAUAUAAUUAAGUCGAUAAUAUUCGGUAUCGUGUUGUCAUUGAGAGGUGCUUACAUUCUAUUAUUUCAAAAAAAAAAAAAAAAACAAAAACUCAACAGCUGCUGAGCUCCGUCACUGAAAUCGAAUUUUCCCCCAGUUUACUUGUUGCCGUUCUAAUAUUUAAUGUUUUUUUUUCUUUUUACAAUAUUAUAAUGAACGGAAUAAAAAAAGUUUUAUCAAAAUAGGUAAAACAGUUCUAGAGAUAUUUUUUAACAUAUAAACUGCAGACGGGGCCGGUGCAAGGAUCGGGGAUGGAAGUUCAAACCUUCUAAAGCCACAUCCUCGCCGUAAAUUGUUCCGUUUUCCCUAUACAUCCUCAACGACUUUAAUGGUCCAAAAUAAAUGCUGCAAAAAAAAAUCUUUCUUUUCGAUUUUUGUUUGGAGCGUGAUUUCUAAUAGAAAAUUUGUACAAAGACAGAAGAGAAAAAAAAAUUACCAUUCACCAUAAUAAAACCAAUACAUUCUCCCCUACGCUCAGGAUUACCUAAACAUCAAAUAAUGUCAUAGUAGAUACGUAUUCGGUGUUUUUUGUAUAAAAGGUUUACACCGUUAUGUUUUAGAGAACGGUUUAUUUGAAUUAAGGGCUUUAGGGUAUUUACUAAUAUUUUCAAAACCUUGGCCUCGAACAUAAAAGAAACACGAUUUGUUUCCGCCCACUUGAACUAUGUUAAUAAAUAAUUUUCAUGCAGAUACACAUAUAUUAUAGUUAACGUUAAGAAUUGAUGGACAUUUUUUUUCACGAUGGCGUUUGAAUAAUAUGUUUAACGUACACGCAUAACAUAAGAUACCUAUUCAAUAUGGUAUCUUAAUAGAAGUUAGUCGAUUUUGAAAUACCUGCCUAUUUUCGGUUUCAUAAUAGAUAGCAAGUUUAUCAACAAUCUAACCUGUUUGGUACGGUACUAUUGUUAUAAUACAUGUCAUAAAUAUUUCAAAUACUAAAACGUGGGCACGCGUUUACGUUGUACAGAUAUUGUCAUAUUGUGGUGUCUAAAUAACUGUUUUUAUUAUUAUAUUUUUUUUUUCAUUUCGGAUGCAAAAAAACUAGGUGCUUUUAACCGAGCCAUUUGGACGCUUCGUUUUGUAUUGCCGCUAUAACAUAAUAAAAGAUCAUGCAGUUCAAAAUCUAAAUAAAAAAAAAAAAAAUAAAACGAAUCUAGUGAAAUUUCGUUAACAAUAUUAUUAUAUAAUUAUGCGCCGAUACGAUCAAGAAGUUCAUUUUCUUGCGGAAAAAAAAAUACAAAAAAUAAGUAUUUUCUGUUUGCUGCGAUAACUGUGAAUAUAUUUAAUGUAAACUAUUUUUACUUUAACUAGUUGUAGUAUAGUGGAGACUGAGUAAGCCCAAAACAAAUUCAAAACUGAACCUUUUUUUCUUUUAAAAUCAAGUUUUUAGCUAAAAUAAUAGAUAAGAUAAACAAAUAUAGUAAAUAAAUAUAUAAAUAAAAAAUUUAAAUACACGAAUAAAUGAAUAAAUGAUUCAAUGCGUCGCCCGGAGUAUUAUGAUAAGUGUAUUAUACGACCGAUUUCGAAUUAAAAAUUCACCAGGUAUAUCACCGUCAAAAUGUAAAACGCGACUCAAACUGAUUAUAAUACUCCAGGCGAUGCAUAGAUUCAUUUAUUUAUUCUAUUUUUAUGUAUAAAUUGUUUAUUUAUAUAUUUAUUUACGAGUAUUAACCGUUUUAAUAAUUUUGUUUUUACUUUAUUAUUUUUUAUAAAAUAAUAGGUAUAUGAUUAUAAAUUUUGUCUGUCGGAUGUCUGAGAAUUCAUUUUUAAAAUUUUUUUGUUUUUAUUAACUUUUUCAUUUUAAAUGCCAUAGUAAAACGGGACGGUCGUAUACAGUUAUACGGAAUACUUCCAAGUUUGUAUUUUUGAUUAUAUUUCCCCUGAACCCGUAUGACCGUUAUUAAUCAGUGUCUCGAAUUUGGUUAAAUGGUUGGUUUUGAUUGUUUCGUAUAAUAAUGUGAUUGUCUUUUUUCGGGGAGGGGGAGGGGGUGGCAGUUGUGCAGUAUUCAUGAAUAUACUGCGGUAACGUAGUUGACAUUUUUUUUUUUAUACAUAAAACUAUAUUGCACUUUAGAGCCUACGGAUAAGAACGUUUUAGAACUGUGCAUACCUGUUUCAUAGCAAUGGUUUGAAAAAAUUCGCCUUUACGAAUUUUAUUAAAAUCAAUGAUUUUUGGAGGCAUUUUGUUAAAAAUUUCGGAGGGAGAGGCCGAUUCCUCGGGCUCCCUUACUAGCUUGACUAUACGAAAUAAAGAUCAAAAUAAUUUUCUUCGUCAUAUCGCAACAAUUUCAUAUUGGUUGAGUUAUUUCGGCACUUCAGGGAACACGCACUACAUUAAAAUACUAUUGGUGCGUUUAAGCCUUAAUCCUUGUAAUUAUUAAUUAUCGAAGGAAUAAUUCGUAAUCAUUUUUUAAUAACUACACAAUGCACCUAUGUAGUUCAAUUAAAACUGCACAUUUUGUUACAGGUUGUUGCAAGACACUGUUGUACUCGAUAUUUAUUUUACGAGUAUUUAUAUAUAGUACCUAGUACACUAUAAAACCUAUGAUUUUUCGAUUUAAACAAACAAUUACAAUGCAUAGACAAUUCGGAUUAUAUAUUAUUGAAUAAUUAAUAAUAAUAAUCGAUUGUUGAGUCGAUUUCGAGUUAUAACCGACCAUAAACUUGAUAAGUACAUAGGCGAGUAGGAUUACCUACACAGAAAAAAAUCUGAAACCUUUCGGUAGACGGUCAAAUUUUAUAAGUUCCCCUCGGAUCUGAAAAACGUUCUUCGUGUUUGCAACUCACAUCAGUCACACUUAAUAAUGCUGCUGUGUAAAUAAAAUUCUUUUAUCCUUAAUUAAACUUAAAUUUUUACCUCCGAUUCACUACAUAAUUUAUACGAUUGCGCCGAGUGUUAUCUCAUGUUUUUGAUUCAAAUUUUUGCUAUUUUUAUAUAGUUUAUUAUUCAUUUUCACAACCGUUUGAACUGAUGUAAUCAGGAGUUUUUUUUUUAUAUACCGCAUGUGCAAAUUACAUGAUUUAUUAAUAUAAUGUAUGGCCGUAAUUAUUUAAUUACAAUGGCUCCCCGUUAAAGUAGAAAUUUUUAUUCACACAUUGUUAUCAUGUUUUAAAUUCCGUAUAAUAUGAAAGUUAACUAAUCUCGUAUAAUGUGACUUGUCGACUUUGGUGAUUUUCGUUUUUAAACGUUUCUUCGGGUGAAGUCGCUCCGCGGAUUUCUGAACCGUUCAGACGUGUAUACGAUGUAUAAGGUGAUGUAUAACAAAACAAUCGGGCAUUUCUCAGCGUAUUACGGAUGAACGAUACUAUUUGGACGGCCUAAAAAAAAUUGUGUUUAAAAUGUUUGGGAAAAUUAUUUUCGGGUUAUUACGUAGCCUGGUGCUCGAUACUAUUUAUUUUUACCCGAAUUACAUGUGCAUGCAUUUCAAAUCGGGUUUGUAGUCUUUAGAUACAGUUUACCAUUAAUAGUCGAUAACAUUUUGAGGAUAAUCUCGUCGGCGUUUUAAAAUUCUAUUUAUUUUUUAAAAAUAAUAUCGCAAAAAAAUGCGGACGAAGAUAUAGCACUUGUGACAAUGUGACAGCAACGGCCUAAAAAAAAACCGUGUGUUAUGUCGAAUUAAUUGUUUAUAAACUUAUUAUUAGAUUUCAACUUAUCGAUCAGUAGUCCGGCACUAUUUACAAAAAAAAAUAAAAAAAAAUAAUACCAAUAUUAUCGAACGCGUAAUAACUAAUUGUCUUAUGGGUAGGUACAUACUGGUAAAACUAAAACCGACGUCUCCCCUGACAGACGACUUUCCCGCCGCACCACCGUAGACCACGAAAAAUGUUUACUUACCCAAGGUGACACAGACAGGGCGUAUCGUUAGCUAUUAAUUAUGUCCGCCCGAACACGCGAUUUCUGGCGGCAACACGGUGAGCGCACGCAGGCCCGUACCUGGGAGUAUUUGGAGUGUUACGGGAGGAGUAGCUGCACUGAACGGAAUCUAAUUGAAAGCGAAGAUUAAGCCGAUUAGGUACAUCGACACGAUCAAAAUUGUUUUAAAGCCCAGUGAUUAAAUAUUAGUGAAACGAAAUGAAUGAGAUUAAACGAGCGCAAUGAACAGUGAAAAAUGCUUUGGAAAAUACAAAAAAAGUUGAUACAUUUCACGGGUAGAGUUUCCGGAGCCACCCCCGAGUUAAUAUUAUUAUCCCGAUGUCGGAUGUGGACAUCUUUACGCAACGCAACGCGUCCGUAAAGAGAGCGCCCUGCGACAGGGCACGGAAACAAAAUAAUAAUAUCGUCGGUGACGCGCGCGCGUAUAGAGUACCUGUUAUUAUAGACAGACGCGCAUAACAUUUAGAACAUAAUAAAUACAGGCGUAUUGUACCGGUGUCGGCGGCCCGACCUAACCUCACCUAACCUAACCGGGUCGAGGCGGUUCCCUCCGCUCCCUCGCCCAACCCCCCCACCGCCACUCGGCCGCGCGUAGGCCGGCGAUCCGGAAGGUAGAGGCGGGGGCCGCGCGCACAAUCGGCGGCACGCGACGCGUUACGACGGCCGCCCGACCGACCGACCACAUUGUUGUCGGCGGGUGCCAGAUUGACGUUGGCGAUACGGCGCGCCGUCAACUUGACAAUGUUACGGGCGGCACAUGUACGUAGUAUUUUUUUUUUUUUUUUUUUUUUUUUUUUUUUUUUUGUGCUUUCUGUUUUGUCACACUACGGCGUCGCCUAUUUCAUCGCGGGCGAGCGCGCGCACGCGCACGCCAGAAGAACCGUGACGUAGGCAUGCGAAGUGCGUGCGGCUGCGGCGGCGAGUACGAAAAUAGCGUGUAACGCGUUGUAAACAAUACAAGGUGAUUUUAUCCACCCGCGGGGCAGGCGUUUCGGGUGAAACCGAAAUUCCCGGGUUUAUUUUUUUUGUUUUUCGUUUUACAAUAAAACACGUUCUCGACGUUUUGCCCCCGACGUCCCCGUGCGCCCCGUAAUACAAACGCGCGUUCGAUGGGUCAUCGGACAUCGGCUACGCGCCCGUCUGGAAAUGCGUUGUACGAUAAUAUUGUGGCAUUUAUAAUAACGCGUAAACGGUCCAUGCCGUCCGGCGGGUCACGGCGCAUCGAAAACGUCACGUUUUGAUGCGCCUCGGAAACGGGCGGUUGCCGUUUGAUAAUGCGCAAUGCCUACUAUUUUUUGAGGUGUGUCCGUAUUAAAAAAAAAAACGGUGAACGUGUGAAAACAGCGUUAAUAUUCCGUAACGACGCGAAGGAAAAAAAAGAUAUACAGUUAUCGAAUUUACUCAAAACCGCCGGGUCGAAAAAAUCAUCCUGUAUAUUAGCGUGCAUGCGUGCGUGUGUGUGUGUGUGUGUGUGUGAGUGUGUGUGUGAACAGAAAACGAGCUGCACGCGACAAGAAUUGAGAAAAAAUAAAAAAAAAAAAAUGUUAAAAAAGGCGUUAUUUUACACGUCGAAUUUGCAUAACCGUGGCGAAUCCGUGUGGCGGCGCGCGUAGGUAUAAAACGCGCACGGCGUCGGCGGCGGACGCGAGUCGUCGGCGUGGCGUUUUCGCCGAUAGGUUUUUCGUCGCGCGCCGUCGUCGUACCUAAAACCCGGCCCCGAGUAAAAAAAACCUCUGGUUUUCUCCGGUUCCCGUAGUCGUCGUCGGUACAUUAUUUUCGCCACGGCGAUUUUCGCUCGUCUUCGGUUUUUCCGGACGCGGCGACCGGGUCGUCGUCGGGACAGUAACACAAACACCAUGUCGUCGCCGGAAAACUACGUUUUCCCGUCCACGCCGGUCAUCGCGGACGGGCGGCACUGGUCGACUACUCCGGUGGCGGCGGCGGCGUCAUCGGCCGAUUUCGUUCGACUGCACGGGCCGCGGUACAAGAGACUCGUGUUGGAAAGGUCGGUAACCACAACAACAAACUCGCGGGCGGCCGCCGGGUAGCGGGCUGGUCGCGGGACAUGACCGUUAAUGACCUUGUUGUACCGUGUACCGACCCGAAUGUUCGUGGCUAUUCGCUAGCGCCGCCUGCGUUAUCACGUGCUCGCGCUGAUUACGCGUCCCCGGACCGUGUUGUUGUUUUAACCGCCCAAUACUGAUAAUAUCCGAUAAUCUUUUCGAUAUUAUUAUUGUUAUUUUUGUUCCCCUUUGUCGUUAUUAAUCGUCAUUACUCAAUCGCGUCAGUCGUCGUCGUUAGCGCUCCGAUAAACAGUGUUCUUUUUUCGAUUACCUAUUCUUUAAUAUUGCUGUAGAGCGAUCGCGCGCGCGCGCGCGCGCACAUUACACGUUCCCCCCCAAGGGGGAAACUAUUGUGUCUUCAACCGUAUUCGUGGCGUAAAUAUUCUUAUUUGGCCAUUUGCCUUCGACACAGUUUUAGUAAUAACAAUAUUAUAAUAUCAUAAUGUACUACUUGCGGUGCGCCGAGAAUUUCACACGAGAAACACUGUACGUAUUUUUUGACAAGGUCCUAAUCUCAUCCUCGUUCGGGUCCGAAAAGUAAACGUUUACCAAUUUUUCAUUUCUUUUCGUUAUUUUGCUUACCAUGACGUCGGUCGGUCUGUUUUUUCGGUAUUCGUACUAGGUGGUAGGUUACCUACAACUUGCUUGUCGGAAGUACACACGAUGAUUAGGCCAAUAAUGCGCCGAACCACCAUCCUCACGACACCCCGAAAACUUUGGCCGGGCAAGUAUUACUGCUCCAACAGUACUGGUGUCGGCCGCCCUAGUAAAUCGUCUGUCAAGACGAGAACGGCGACAGUGUUAAAAUAUAUUUGGUAAGAGCCCGUUUUACACAUCUGUGCCUGUGCCCGACAAGUAAUGUUUAAGCGACUGACAUAUUAUACCCAUAUAAUCAUAUUAGUGUUUUAGCGUAUUUACUGUUUAGGCACAUAGAAAUAGUGGUUUAUGACCGUCCUAAAGAUAGUUAGACCUACAAUACAUAGUGAAUCUGUUAAUUUUGAUAUUAAUUAGAAUUGAUCAGCCAUUUCUUUUCUUUUUGAUAAUCCCAAUUAAAUACUUUAUAUGAUAAUAGGCACUCGACAGUCAACGGUAAUUGUAAACAAUAUAAAAAUCUGAAAAAAAAAAAAAAUACAUAAUUUAGCUUGUUCACUAUCUGCUCCUAUUUCCUUUUAGAUAUAAUUUUAUUGCUUGAAAAGCAUACAUGUGUCCUGCUUUUCUUGUCCUGUAGUGUCAUUUAUAGUAUUUGCCCUAGUGAAACUUAUUAUUUGAUGAGACUAACAGUUAAUCCGAGUAGCAUUUAAAACAAAAUCCUUUCUACACAUUUUUUUAUUACUAUAACUAUUGUACUAUGUGUAGAAUUAUUGAUAAGUCAUAAAUACUUUAUAAUAUCCAUAACCAAUGAUAGAAUCCAUAGAAACGUUAUUGUUGUACACCAUAAUAUUUUUUUCAAAUUAUAUUUAGUUUAUUAAAUUAACACAAAUCAAUAAGGUAACCACAAUGUUUACACUGACAAAUAUUUUCAGGAUGGGAAGCUUCACGUCUUCUGUGAAAAUAGACAAUGAAGAUUCACAAGACAGAGAUUUGAACUUUGACUCUCAAGCAACAUCUCAACAAUUACUUGACUAUUGCCGUACGCAUAACGAUCAAUGUCCUCAUUCACAACUUAUUAAAAGGACAUUUCAAACGAUUCCGCAUGGUUAGUAUUAGAUACGUAUUCAAAACAAAUUAUACAGAGUUUUGUUGUUCCUGUUAAAUACAAAAAUUUAUGAUUGAAACUUACUAAUAAAGCCAAAAAUAAAUUAAAAUGGCAUUUUAUAAAUAUGUUGAGACAUUUUAUAGAUUGGUAUGAACUUUUUAAAGUCUGUUAAUAAUUUUGAAACAAUUGAUGCCUAUUUGAUAUUUUAUUUGUUAUAUUUUGAUUACUUAAAAAAAAACUUACAAGGUACAAAUAAUCACUAAGAAAACUUAAAACUUAAAUUAAAUAUAGUUUCCUUUUAUUGAUUUAUUUAAUUUUAUUUAUAACCAUUUCUCAGAACUCAUAUUUAAUUAAAUUAAAUUUUUCAUUUAAAACUUGGUUGUUUUAUUUAUUAUUUUAAUUUUGUUUUCAGUAUAAAAUACUUGGACUAUAUGUAUAUUUAAUAACAUGUAUUCAAUAUACUUGUAUUUAAUAUAUAAACUGUAUUUUAUAUAAUUCAUUUAUUUACACAUAACAAUAAGAAUACUACUUUUCUUAUAUUUUUUAUAAACAAUAAUUAUUAUAAUUUAUAUUUUUCAGACUCGGCUAGUGUACAAGGAGACUCUGUAAGAGUUUUUCAAUGGAACGUUUUGUCUCAAGGUAAUACAAUUUAUUAUUAAUAUUAAUUUAGCUAAUCAUUUUGCCAUAGUAACAAUAACAGUAAUAUUAUUAUUUUCAUGUAAGCAUUGGGACAAAAUAACGAUAAAUUUGACUGUUGUCCGUUAGAAGCUUUAGAAUGGAAACGAAGGCGGUGUCAUAUGCUUGAAGAAAUCGUAAGACAUAACCCUGAUGUUAUUUGUUUACAGGUAAAAAUAAAAAAUUAAUACAUUUUUAAAAUAUUUUGAUUAUAUUUUAUCAUUAUUUUAUAGGAAGUCGAUCAUUUUGAUUUUCUUAGCAGAGCUUUAGCAACACAAUCAUAUAGCGGUUUAUUCGUACCUAAACCAGAUUCGCCAUGUGUAUACAUAAAAGACAAUAACGGUCCCGACGGAUGUGCAAUUUUUUACAAGAAUAAUAGGUUUGAUUUAUUGGAAAAGCACGAUAAAAUUUUACAAGUAUGGACAGUGCACAGCAAUCAGGUAAACUACAGUUAAGUGAGAAAAUAAAUGUUUUCAUGUUAUUAUAUUUGUAUUCUGUAAUUUUUCUAUAGGUAACUUUAUUAUUAAUACUCAAAGACAAGUGUACGGGACAAGAGUUAUGUGUUACUACGACUCAUCUUAAAGCUCGGAAAGGAGCAUUGUUAUCCACUUUGCGAAAUGAACAAGGGAAAGAUCUACUACAAUUUAUAUCUUCUUAUGCGGGUGAUCGUCCAACAAUUAUCUGUGGCGAUUUUAACGCUGAACCCACAGAACCGGUUUAUAGUACAAUGUGUAGUUGUCCAGAUUUACCACUGGAUAGUGCAUACAAGGUGUCUGGUUUGGAACCACCUUACACUUCUUGGAAAAUUCGAGGAGGUGAAGGGGAAGUUAUGCACACCAUUGACUACAUGUUCUACUCUAAAAAUAAAUUGACUGUCAGUAGCUUAUUAAACAUGCCAAUAGAACGAGAUAUCGGUGAGAAUAGAGUACCGUCAAUGUCCUAUCCAUCUGAUCACUUUUCUUUAGUCAGUGAUUUUUACUUUAAUAAAAUAUCAAAAGACAGUGAAUAAUUUUGUUUUAUUAUUAUUAUUAUUAUAUUUUUUUUUUUUUAAACUUAAAUCAUAUAAUUGAUACAUGUAUAUAUUAUGUAUAUGCACUUAUUUUCCAAAUUUUAAAGGUAGGUCUUUUUCUGUCUAGAAUUUGACAAAAUAUUAUUUAUUGUAAAUUAUUCAAAAGUUUGGUGAAGUUCAUGUAAUUUAUUUUAUACUUACAUUUUUUUUUUUAACUAUUUAACACUCAGUUUUUUAUUUUAGUUUUGAGGGUUGAGUACUUUUAUUUUUAUUUUUUACAAAUUAUAUUUUAUUAGCACAGCUAAAGAGCUAAAUUACUAUAACUUAUUUCAUGAACGCUAAUUGGAUUUAGUACCAAUCUACGAUGGUGACCAAAUGAAAAAAAAACAAAUUUAAUUAAAAUCGAGAUCAAAGUAUUGUAUUUAUAGAUAUUGUGACUUGUUUAAAAUUCUGAAUUAUUUAUUUAAUUAUAUGUGUUUUAAUAAAAAUUGCAUUAGCUGUGAAUAUUUAUUUCCACAGUUCAUAGUUACGCUUUUAGAGAUAAUAUCCUCUCUUUUGGCAUUAGCUUCAAUAAAAAUAAUUUAUAAUUAUCAAUAUGUUAUAUUAUGUGAAUACGGUUUUUGUGUAAUUUUGAUUAAUUGCCAAUUGUCUCAAGCGGACAUUUUAUGUUUACAUAAAAUUAUUUAUUUUUUGAUCCUGUUCCAUCCGCCUUGGCAAAUAUUACACUUGCAAUUCUCAUCUGUUUGUCUCUAACAUAAGUUCACUUUGAUUAAUAUUUAGAUCUUUGAUGAUCUGAUUCUUGAUUUAUACGAUUGUUAAUCCAUUCAUCUGUAUAAAACUUAGGAUCUGAUAUACUUAGAGCCGUUCUUUUGUACAAGUAAUAGUGCAAACACGAUGCUGUAAUCAAAACAUAACAAAUUGCAUUAUAUAUUUAAAUAUUUGUUACAGAUAUUUUUAAUGAUACAAUCGGUAUCAAAAUGCGAUCAAAUUAUAAAUUAUAAAAUAUUAAUUUUUGUUACCAAGAUAAUUGGUUGUACUUGAAUAUUGUAUUAAAUUGAAUAAUUAUUAAAGAUUUGUUUACAUUUUUUUUAUGUACCACCGGGACACUAUAUUUGUUAUUUAGAAUGUGCAUAAGUAGAGCUUUGAGCCAGUGGCCGGUAUAGAAUUUUUAGGAGGGCUCAACAUUUUUCAUUUUAAUUUUGUAAACAUAAUAUUUAUGGUUUGAUGUUAGGCCUUCAAAUAAACUAUAACUCGAAUUUUUCCAACAUGACAAAUUUCAAAAUAUAAUUUAAUUUACAAUUUAUAAAAAAAUUUGUAACAGUUAAAAUAUUACAAAAUAAAGAAAAAUAAUUUAGGUAUAAUGUAUUAAUUUAGUUUGUAUAUUAUUGUAGGGAAAACUUUAACCACCUAGGUUGUUGUAUGAAAAGAUCUAAAACAUCUUUUGGUAUUACAUUAAUUUCUUUGCGAAUAUUAAGCAGUGGCACCCUUGAUUUUAAU
Cinara cedri is the source of this 24855-nucleotide messenger RNA. The record is from the annotation of a GenBank genome assembly. Lineage: Eukaryota; Metazoa; Arthropoda; Insecta; Hemiptera; Aphididae.